GCCAAGGCUGGGAACCUGGUCCCUUGGUCCCUUGGUCCCUUGGUCCCUUGGUGUCAAAGGUCAGAGAGGUGGAGGUAGUGAGUUCCCAGUGUUGGGUGUAAGCAUCAGCUUCGUGAGGGGAAGGGGCUUCUGGGGCCAAGGAGACACAGUGUGACAGCCCAUGGCUGGGAAGGGGCUUUGGUCAUUUCCUGGAGAGAAGCCAAAUAUGCAGAGGUGGCCACAGGAAGUGUGUGUGGGGCAUCAGCAGGGAGCUUCCUCCCAGGGGACAAAGCUGGUCUUGCCCCGGGGCCUGGAGAGCUGUGCGGCUGCAGUAGGGCAUGGGGGCAGUGCUGGCUAAAAUCCAGCAGGCCUAACAGCGCUGAUGGGUGCAGCCCUGGGUCUCACUUCGGCCUCAGGACCUGGGAGGGUAGAAAGCAGGAAGUGCUGGCUAGCUGGGGCUGCCCAGGGACCCGGCAACAGGAAGUCUCCGGAGGGGAGGAAGCCUGGCGGCCACAGGCCCCAGAUGCAGCCGGCGGCUGUCAGCAGGAGGGAGCUGUGGACGCAGCUGCCUGGGCAGCACCCAGGACAAUGCCGGGGCAUCAGGCCUUCCCCGCCUGGGGGACGUGGGCUGUAGGUCCUCCCUGUGGCCCCUGAGCCACAUGGCCUCCCUGGGCCUCAGGACACCUGCCCCCAGCCCAUCGACAGACAGGAGGAGAACCAUGUGCUGGGUCAGUGCUCUCAGCUUCAUGGCGGCCGAGGAGAUGCACUGGCCGGCCCCCAUGAAGGCCAUUGGUGCCCAGAACUUGCUAACCAUGCCCGGGGGCGUGGCCAAGGCUGGCUACCUGCACAAGAAGGGUGGCACCCAGCUGCAGUUGCUGAGAUGGCCCCUGCGCUUUGUCAUCAUCCAUAAGCGAUGCGUCUACUACUUCAAGAGCAGCACGUCCGCCUCCCCGCAGGGUGCCUUCUCGCUGAACGGCUAUAACCGGGUGAUGCGGGCGGCUGAGGAGACGACGUCCAACAAUGUCUUCCCCUUCAAGAUUGUCCACAUCAGCAAGAAGCACCGCACCUGGUUCUUCUCCGCCUCCUCUGAGGAUGAGCGCAAGGGCUGGAUGGCCUUGCUGCGCAGGGAGAUCGGCCACUUCCACGAGAAGAAGGACUUGCCCACAGACGCCAGUGACUCCAGCUCAGACACAGACAGCUUCUACGGUGCAGUCGAGCGGCCUGUGGACAUCAGCCUCUCUCCAUACCCCACAGACAAUGAAGACUAUGAGCAUGAGGACGAGGACGACUCAUACAUGGAGCCGGACUCCCCUGAGCCCGUGGAGCCCGAAGACACUUUGACCCACCCGCCGGCCUACCCCCCGCCUCCUGUGCCCACACCCAGGAAGCCAGUCUUCUCCGACAUGCCCCGUGCUCACUCCUUUGCCUCCAAGGGCCCGAGCCCUCUGCUGCCACCCCCGCCCCCGAAGCGUGGCCUCCCCGAUGCAAGCCUGGCUCCCGAGGACUCCAAGAGGGACGUGCUGGGCCCAAGGCGGCCCGAGCCUGGCCUCAGAGUGCCCACGGCCUCCCGGAGGAUGAGCGACCCCCCACUGGGCAACCUGCCAACCAUGCCCAACCUCCGGAAACCCCCUUGCUUCCGGGAGAGCCCCAGCCCCAGCCCAGAGCCCCGGGUUCCUGGCCAUGGGGCUGGCUCUGCCUCCAGCUCUGCUGGCGUGGCCACUGCCACCUCCAGGAACUGUGACAAGCUCAAGUCCUUCCAUCUGUCCCCUCGGGGGCCACCCACACCCGAGCCCCCGCCGGUGCCGGCCAACAAGCCCAAGUUCUUGAUGACUGAAGAGGCCCCCCCAAGGGAGGCAGCCAGGCCUGGACUCUUUGUACCCCCUGUGGCCCCCAGGCCUCCUGUACUGAAGCUGCCCAUGCCCGAGGCCACAGUCCGGCCCCCCGUCCUGCCCAGGCCAGAGAAGCCACCCCUCCCCCACCUCCAGCGGUCACCCCCUGAUGGGCAGAGUUUCCGGAACUUCUCCUUCGAGAAGCCCCGACGACUCUCGAAGCCUGAGGACACGAGUGCAGAGGGUUCUGACGAUGACUAUGAGAAGGUGCCCCUGCCCAGCUCUGUCUUUAUCAAUACCACGGAAUCCUACGAAGUGGAAAGGCUGUUCAAAGCCACAAGCCCCCAGGGAGAGCCCCAGGAUGGACUCUACUGCAUCCGGGAUUCCUCCACCAAGUCAGGGAAGGUUCUGGUCGUGUGGGAUGAAAGCUCCAACAAAGUGAGGAACUACCGCAUCUUUGAGAAGGACUCUAGGUUUUACCUGGAGGGCGAGGUGCUGUUUGUGAGCGUGGGCAGCCUGGUGGAGCAUUACCACACCCACGUGCUGCCCAGCCACCAGAGCCUGCGACUGCAGCGCCCCUACGGCUACACAAGGCCCAGGUGACGCCCGUCAUACAUGCUUCUGGGCAGAGACGACCACUGGGGCUGUGACCCCGGGCCAUGCAGACGGGAUGGGCUCGCAUGAGAGCAUGAUCUGGAGUGAGCGCCAUGCUCUGAUCCAGGGCCUUGUAGAAUCUGCACGGCCAGGCCCCACUCAGCAGGCUGGGUCCCUGGGGCUAGGCCAGGCUCUGGUCUCCAGAGGAUCGGGGGGCUCUCCUGUCCCACGCAGACCACCCUGUCCAACCUUCCAGGAGCCCAGGGUCCCAGGAACGAGCCCCGCUUGGGCUUUGUGGACAAGAAUUCUGGUCACGUCCACCCCUCCCCACUUGCCCAGCACACUAACCCGGCACUGGGUUGGGAGCUGGGCAGGGCUGGGGCAUUUGGGGUUAGGGCAGGGGCUGGCCCCCCAGGACCGACACCCCCAGGAACGCUAAGACACAGGCUCCAGGAUGGGCCAUUGAUGUACAAUAAAGCACAGAUGACCUUUC
This is a messenger RNA of Felis catus (domestic cat), 2895 nucleotides long. RefSeq names its product SH3 domain binding protein 2 (gene SH3BP2). Bases 639 to 2411 code for a protein of 590 amino acids. The record is from RefSeq and is a predicted model, not a curated record. The transcript has 13 exons. Gene Ontology annotation, molecular function: SH3 domain binding. Lineage: Eukaryota; Metazoa; Chordata; Mammalia; Carnivora; Felidae. Gene Ontology annotation, biological process: signal transduction.